UAACAGCGGGCUCGAUACGCGCUUCACCAAAAGCUUCCAGGAUUUCUCGACACACGAUCCGAAGCUUCAGCACAGGACAUAACAUCACUAGUAUUUGAACAAGGCAGCAGACUGCGAGGGUUUAGGGUGCCAUUUGGGAUGUGCCAUGUGACGAGUCGCAAAGGGGUGAAACCAUUCAUCGUUUUUGGUGCACAAGACCGUUGUACUACUCCAAGUCAUACUGAACAACUGAUUGUUUUCACAAAGCGGUGUUGAGCUUUUUAGCUGCAGUAUAUCAGAGGAGCGUGAAAAGGACUCUCUGUCUGAGAUGAGAUUAUCACAGAAACAGAGUGUGAGAUCAGGCACCAUGUCCAGCUCUGUGUCUGUGAAGAGUGGCUGUUCAAAAGAAGACAUGCCAAACUUCAGUGAGAGAAAUAGGAUUCAAUAUGAGUCAGACUUCCAGACUCAUGGUAACCACAAGAAUUUCAAAGACAAUCUCUUAGGGAUCUUCCAGGAUCUUGAAAACAAAAUAAUAAAAUUCCUGAAGAAUAAGCUGGAAAUGUUUAGGAAAGUAUUACAAAAGGACAACAUACAAUACUUUGUGAAAGACUUUAAUGACAAUAGAUGCAGUAUUAAAGAAUCGGCUCUUGAUCUCACACUUUACUUCCUGAGAGAGAUGAAGCAAGAUGAAGCUGCUAAUACUCUAGAAGAUGAGCUGGUGUUCAUUCAUCAGCUAAAAUGUAGCCUAAAGAAGAAGUAUCAGUGUGUGUUUGAAGGUAUUGCAAAGCAAGGUAACUCAACAUUCCUGGAUAACAUCUACACAGAUCUAUAUAUCACUCAGGGUUGUAGUGAACAGGUCAAUAUUGAACAUGAAGUCAGACAGAUUGAAGUUGCUUCCAGACGUCAUGAAUCACAAGAAAUACAGGUUGAAUGCAAAAAUUUGUUUAAAACACCUGAUCAAGACAAGGAGAUCAGAACUGUACUGACAAAAGGAGUUGCUGGCAUUGGGAAAUCAGUCUCUGUGCAAAAGUUUGUUCUAGACUGGGCUGAAGGAAAAGAAAAUCAGGAUAUCAGCUUCAUAUUUCCUCUUCCAUUCAGAGAGAUGAACUUAAAGGAGAAAGAAAAACUAAGUUUGAUGGACCUUAUAACUCAGUUUUUCUCAGAGACAAAAGGACUGAACAUCACAAGGAGAAAUCAGUUCAAAGUCCUGUUCAUCCUUGAUGGAUUAGAUGAAUUUCGUCUUCCUCUUAACUUUUAUGGGAAUGAGAUGUGGUCUGACGUAUCAUCACCAGCCCCUCUAGAUGUUCUCCUAACAAACCUCAUCAAGGGAAAUCUGCUUCCUUCUGCUCUCAUCUGGAUCACCACCAGACCAGCAGCUGCCAGUAAGAUUCCUCCUGUCUGUAUCGACAGACUGACAGAGAUACGAGGAUUCAAUGAUGCACAAAAGGAGAAGUACUUUAGAAAAAGAUUCAAAGAUGAGAACCAGGCCAAAGAAAUCAUUGAUCAUGUUAAACAAUCAAAGAGUCUCUUUAUCAUGUGCCACAUUCCAGUCUUCUGCUGGAUUUCAGCCACUGUUCUUCAGAACAUUUUAGAGGAGAAAAGAAAUAAUUGCAUGAAAAACAAUCAGGCUGAUGACGCAUCUAAUACACUGCAGGAAUCAAAUACUGAAGACAUUCCCAAGACUCUGACACAAAUGUACACACACUUUCUCCUCUUUCAGGUCCUGCAGAGCAGACGAAAAUAUGAUGGAAAAUACACACCAGAUGUUUCCUGGGAUAAAGACACCAUCCUUUCACUGGGGAAACUGGCAUUCCAUCACCUAGAAAGAAACAAUGUGAUCUUCUAUGACACAGAUCUGGAAGCUUGUGGUAUUGAAGUCUCAAAAGCAUCAGUGUAUUCAGGCAUGUGUACCCAGAUCUUUAAGGAGGAAACAGGGAUAAUCGUUGGUACCAUGUACUGCUUUGUUCACUUGAGCAUUCAAGAGUUUAUUGCAGCCCUUUAUGCACAUCUGUUUUUAGACCUCAACAAUAAAUCUGUGUUUGAUCAAGGGUCUACAAAACAGAAAACCAAAAAUGAAACUAUAAUUGAUUUGCUCAAGACUGCAGUGGACAAGGCACUUGAGAGUGGCAAUGGACACCUGGACCUUUUCCUUCGAUUCCUUCUUGGUCUGUCACUCCAGUCCAAUAGACUACUCUUACGGGGCCUGUUGAAACAACAAGAUGACAAUGAUCAGAGCAAAAAAGAAAUAGUUCAAUACAUCAAGCAGAAAUUAGAAGAUAAUCUGUCUCCAGAGAGAUCCAUCAAUCUGUUCUACUGCCUGUAUGAACUGAAUGACCAAACUCUGGUAAAAGAGAUUCAAGUCCACCUUAGCAAAGGAAGACUCUCAUCUGCUGACCUUUCACCUGCCCAGUGGUCUGCUUUGGCCUUUGUGUUGUUGACAUCGGAGAAGGAGCAAGAAGAGUUUGAGCUUCAAAAAUUCAAGACAUCAGACGAAUGUCUCAUUAGAUUAUCAGCAGUCAUCAAAACCUCCAAAAGAGCACUGCUAAAUGAUUGUAACUUAACAAAAAAAAGCUGUGCAGCUCUGGCCACAGUUCUUGGAUCAGAGACCAAUCUGAAAGAGCUGAACAUAAACAAUAAUAAUCUGCAAGAUUCAGGAAUGGACCUGCUCUGCACUGGACUAAAGAAUAUAAAGUGUACAUUGGAGAUACUGAGGGUUAGUAGGUGUGAUCUAACAGAGGAAAGCUGUUCAGCUCUUGCUUCAGUUCUCGGUUCAGAUUCCAGCAGUCUGAAGGAGCUUGACCUGAGCAAUAAUAAUCUGCAAGGAUCUGGAGUGAAGAUGCUCUCUGAUGGACUGACAGAUAAAUGUCGACUGGAGAAACUCAGACUUUCAAACUGCAUUAUUAAUGAAGAAGGUUACAAAGCUCUGGCUUUAGCUCUGAGAUCAAACCCUUCACACCUGAUAGAGCUGGAUCUCACAGGAAAUGAUCCUGGACAAUCAGGAGUGAAGGAACUCAAUGAUUUAUUGCAUGAUCCAAACUGCCAGCUUAAGACACUGAGGUUUUUAAAUCCUGCUGCAGAUGAAGCCUGUCAGUAUGUGACUAAAGUUGUGGGUAUAAACCCAUUACUCCUGAGAGAACUGAAUCUUAGUGAACAUGAAUUAGGAGAUUCAAACGUGAAGCAGCUCGCUUCUCUACUGCAGGAUAAACACUGUAAAUUCAACACACUUCAGCUGACUAAUAACUGUAUUACAGAAGAAGGCUGUGCUGCUCUGACUUCAGCAUUUAAUUCAAAUCCUUCAAACUUGAAAGGGCUGGAUCUGAGUGGAAAUAAAAUAGGAAACUCAGGAACGGUGAAGAUAUGCACUCUGUUGAAAAACCCACAGUGCAAAAUAGAGAAAUUGAAGCUUAGUAAGUGUGCACUAACAGAGGGAAGCUGUUCAGCUCUUGCUUUAGUUCUCAGUUCAGACUCCAGCAGUCUGAACGAUCUUGACCUGAGUGACAAUAAUCUGCAGGAUCUAGGAGUAAAGCUGCUCUCUGAUGGGCUACAAGAUAACUGUAAACUGCGGAAACUUAGACUCUCUGACUGUAGUGUAAAAGAGGAAGGUUAUAAAGCUCUGGCUUCAGCUCUGAGAUCACAUCAUUUACACCUGAUAGAGCUGGAUCUCACAGGAAAUGAUCCUGGACAAUCAGGAGUGAAGGAAAUUACUGAUUCAUUGCUGGAUGGAUAUAAAUUUACAACAAUCAGGUUUUUGAAAAGUCCUGUUGCAGAGGAAGCGUGUGAGUAUCUCACUAAAGUACUGGGCAGGAGUCCAUUAUUACUUGAAGAACUGGAUCUGAGUGAAAAUAAAUUAGGAGACCUUGAUGGGGAGAAACUCUCUGCUCUUUUGAUGGACCCUCAUAGCAAACUGGAGAAAAUUAAGCUGAAUAAUUGUCAGCUGACAGAGAAAAACUGUUCAGUUCUAGCUACUGUUCUCUCCUCCAAAACCAUCCUGAAAGAGAUGAACCUGAACAACAGCCGUCUGCUGGACUCUGGACUCAAAGAGAUUUGUAAGGGGCUGGAGAAUUCUGUGUGUGAGCUGAAGAUACUAAAACUUUCAAACUGCAGUAUCACAGAAGGUGGUUAUAAAGCUCUGGCUUCAGCUCUGAGAUCAAACCCUUCACAUCUGAUAGAGCUGGAUCUCACAGGAAAUGAUCCUGGACAAUCAGGAGUGAAGGAGCUCAAUGAUUUACUGCAGGAUCCAAAUUGUCAGCUGAAGACACUGAGGUUUUUGAGUCCUGCUGCAGACGAAGCCUGUCAGUAUGUGACUGGAAUUAUGGGCAAAAACCCAUUACUUCUGAGAGAACUGAAUCUGAGUGAACAUGAACUAGGAGACACACGAGUGAAUCAAAUCGCUGCUCUAUUGCAGGAUAAACACUGUCAACUCAACACACUGCUUCUGUGUAGAUGCAGUAUUACAGAGAGACAGUGUCUCAUCCUGACUUCAGCUUUGAAAUCAAACCCAUCACAUCUGAAAGAUCUGAACCUGAGCAUGAAUAAACUAGGAGACUCUGGAGUGAAAAACCUCAGUAUUCUACUGAUGGACCCACAAUGCAAGCUGGAGAAACUACAUCUGUAUAGAUGCGGUAUUACAGAGAAACAGUGUCUCAUCCUAACUUCAGCUCUGAAAUCAAACCCAUCACACCUAAGAGAGCUGGACCUGAGUGUAAAUGAACCAAGAAACACAGGAGUGAAUUACUUAUGUGACGUACUGAAGGAUUCACACUGUAAACUGGAGAUAUUGAGGUUAAGAUGUUGUUAUAUGACAGAUGAGGGUUGUUCUGCUGUGACUUCAGCUCUGAAAUCAAACCCAUCACACCUGAGAGAGCUGGACCUCAGUGGGAAUGAACUAGGAGACUCUGGAGUGGAAAACCUCAGUGAUCUACUGAUGAACCCACAAUGCAAACUGAAGAAACUAUGUCUGUUUGAAUGCAGUAUUAAGAAACAGAGUUUCAUCCUGGCAGCUCUGAAAUCAAACCCAUCACACAUGAGAGAACUGAACUUGAGCAAGAAUGAACUAGGAGACUCUGAAGUUAAAAUCCUCAGUGAUCUACUGAUGAAACCACAAUGCAGGCUCGAGAAACUACAUCUGUGUGGAUGCAGUAUUACAGAGAAACAGUGUCUCAUCUUGACUUUAGCUCUGAAAUCAAACUCAUCACACCUGAGAGAGCUAGACCUCAUCUGCAAUAAUAUAAAAAACACAGGAGUGAUUCACUUAUGUGAUGUACUGAAGGAUUCACACUGUAAACUGGAGAGAUUGAGUUUAAGAUAUUGUAAUAUGACAGAUGAAGGUUGUUCUGCUGUGACUUCAGCUCUGAAAUCAAACCCAUCACACUUGAGGGAACUGGACCUCAGUGAGAAUCAUCUAGGAGACUCUGGAAUAAACAGCCUCAGUGAUCUACUGAUGAACCCACAAUGCAAGCUGGAAAGACUAAAUCUGUUAGAUUGCAGUAUAACAGAGAAACAGUGUCUCAUCCUGACUUCAGCUCUGAAAUCAAACCCAUCACACCUGAGCAAGCUAAACCUGAGCUGGAAUAAACUAGGAGACUCUGGAGUGAAAAACCUCUGUGAUCUACAGAUGAACCCACAAUGCAAGCUGGAGAAACUAAAACUUUCAAACUGCAGUAUCACUGAAAAAGGUUAUAAAGCUCUGGCCUCAGCUCUGAGAUCAAACCCUUCACACCUGAUAGAGCUGGAUCUCACAGGAAAUGAUCCUGGACAAUCAGGAGUGAAGGAGCUCAAUGAUUUACUACAGGAUCCAAACUGUCAACUGAAGACACUGAGGUUUUUGAGACCUGAUGCAGAUAAAGCCUGUCAGUAUGUGACUGGAAUUUUGGGUGAAAACCUGUUAUUCCUGAAAGAGCUGAAUCUGAGUUGGCGUGAACUAGGAGACACACAAGUGAAUCAGAUCGCUGCUGUACUGCAGGAUAAACACUGUACACUCAACGCACUGAUUCUAUGUCAAUGCAGUAUUACAGAGAAACAGUGUCUCAUCCUGACUUCAGCUUUGAAAUCAAACCCAUCACAACUGCGAGAGCUGGACCUCAGUGAGAAUAAUAUCAAAAACACAGGAGUGAAUCACUUAUGUAACAUACUGAUGGAUUCACACUGUAAACUGGAGAGAUUGAGGUUAAGAGACUGUCAUAUGACAGAGGAAAGUUGUUCUGCUCUGAUUUCAGCUCUGAAAUCAAACCCAUCACACCUGAGAGAGCUGAGCCUGGUAUGGAAUAAACUAGGAGACUCUGGAGUACAAAACCUCAGUGAUCUACUGAUGAACCCACAAUGCAUGCUGGAAAAACUAGAUCUGUGUGGAUGCAGCAUUACAGAGAAACAGUGUCUCAUCCUGACUUCAGCUCUGAAAUCAAACCCAUCACACCUGAGAGAGCUGGACCUCAGUGUGAAUGAGGCAGGAAACACAGCACUGACUCACUUCUGUGAGAUACUGAAGGAUUCACAUUGUAAACUGGAGAAAUUAAGGUUAAGAUGUUGUUUUAUGACAGAUGAAGGUUGUUCUGCACUGAUUUCAGCUCUGAUAUCAAACCCAUCACACCUGAGAGAGCUGAACCUGAGCGGGAAUGAACUAGGAAACUCUGGAGUAAAAAACCUCAGUGAUCUACUGAUUAACCCACAAUGCAAGCUGGAAAAACUAGAUCUGUGUGGAUGCAGUAUUACAGAGAAACAGUGUCUCAUCCUGACUUCAGCUCUGAAAUCAAACCCAUCACACUUGAGAGAACUGGACCUCAGUGUCAAUCAAAUAGAAAACACAGGAGUGAAUCACUUAUGUGACGUACUGAUGGAUUCACACUGUAAACUGGAGAAAUUGAGGUUAAGUGACUGUUAUAUGACAGAUGAGGGUUGUUCUGCUGUGACUUCAGCUCUGAAAUCAAACCCAUCAGACCUGAGAGAGCUUAGUCUGAGUGUGAAUAAACUAGGAGACACUGGAGUUAAAAACCUCAGUGAUCUACUGAUGAACCCACAAUGCAAGCUGGAGAAACUACAUCUGUGUGGAUGCAGUAUUACAGAGAAACAGUGUCUCAUCCUGACUACAGCUCUGAAAUCAAACCCAUCACACCUGAGAGAGCUGGACCUGAGCUGGAAUGAACUAGGAGACACUGGAGUGACAAACCUCAGUGAUCUACUAAUGAACCCACAAUGCAAGCUGGAAAAAUUACAUCUCUUUGAUUGCCGUAUUAUAGAGAAACAGUGUCUCAUCCUGACUUCAACUCUGAAAUCAAACCCAUCACACCUGAAAGAGCUGGACCUGAGCCGGAAUGAACUAGGAGACUUUGGAGUGAAAAACCUCAGUGAUCUACUGAUAAACCCACAAUGCAAGCUGGAAAAAUUACAACUUUCAGACUGCAGUAUCACUGAAGAAGGUUAUAAAGCUCUGGCUUCAGCUCUGAGAUCAAACCCUUCACACCUGAUAGAGCUGGAUCUCUCAGGAAAUGAUCCUGGACAAUCAGGAGUGAAGGAGCUCAAUGAUUUACUACAGGAUCCAAAUGGUCAGCUAAAGACAUUGAGGUUUUUGAGUUCUACAGCUGAUGAAGCCUGUCAGUAUGUGACUGGAAUUGUGGGUAAAAACUUGUUACUCCUCAGAGAGCUAAAUCUGAGUGGCCGAGAACUAGGAGACACACGAGUGAAUCAGAUCACUGCUGUACUUCAGGAUAAACACUGUAAACUUAACAAACUGAUGCUGUGUGAUUGUGGUCUAACUGAGCAAAGCUGUUCAGCUCUUGCUACAGUCUUAAGAUCAAACCCCAGUCUGAAAGAGCUUGACAUGAGCAAAAAUAAUCUGCAUGAUUCAGGAGUGAAGAAACUCCUGAAUGGAUUAGAAAAUAAAAACUGCCAACUGGAGAAACUCAGGCUUUUAGAUUGCAGUAUCACUGAAGAAGGUUAUAAAGCCCUGGCUUCAGCUCUGAGAUCAAACCCUUCACACCUGAUAGAGCUGGAUCUCACAGGAAAUGAUCCUGGACAAACAGGAGUGAAGGAGCUCAAUAAUUUACUACAGGAUCCAAACUUUCAACUGAAGACACUGAGAUUUUUGGGUCCUGCUGCAGAUGAAGCCUGUCAGUAUGUGACUGGAAUUGUUGGUGAAAACCCAUUACUCUUGAGAAAGCUGAACUUGAGUAAAAGUGAACUAGAAGACACACAAGUGAAUCAGAUUGCUGCUCUACUGCAGGAUAAACACUGUAAACUCAACACACUGACGUUAAGUUACUGUUAUAUGACAGAAGAAGGUUGUUCUGCUGUGAAUUCAGCUCUGAAAUCAAACCCAUCACACCUAAGAGAACUAGACCUCAGUGUGAAUAAACUAGGAGACUCUGGAGUGAAAACCCUCAGUGAUCUACUGAUGAACCCAGAAUGCAAGCUGGAGAAACUUCAUCUUUGUGGAUGUAGUAUUACAGAGAAACAGUGUCUCAUCCUGACUUCAGCUCUGAAAUCAAACCCAUCACACCUGAGAGAGCUGAACCUCAGCUGGAACGAACUAGGAGACUCUGGAGGAAAAGACCUCGGUGAUCUACUGAUGAACCAACAAUGCCAGCUGAAAAAACUACAACUUUCAGACUGCAGUAUCACUGAAGAAGGUUAUAAAGCUCUGGCUUCAGCUCUGAGAUCAAACCCUUCACACCUGAUAGAGCUGGAUCUCACAGGAAAUGAUCCUGGACAAUCAGGAGUGAAGCAGCUCAAUGAUUUACUACAGGAUCCAAACUGUCAGCUCAAGAUACUGAGGUUUUUGGGUCCUGUUGCAGAUGAAGCCUGUCAGUAUGUGACUGGAAUUGUGGGUAAAAACCCAUUACUCCUGAGGGAACUGAAUCUGAGUGAACGUGAACUAGGAGACACACGAGUGAAUCAGAUUGCUGCUCUACUGCAGGAUAAACACUGUCGACUCAACACACUGAUACUUUCAGACUGCAGUAUCACUGAAGAAGGUUAUAAAGCUCUGGCUUCAGCUCUGAGAUCAAACCCUUCACACCUGAUAGAGCUGGAUCUCACAGGAAAUGAUCCUGGACAAUCAGGAGUGCAGGAGCUCAGUGAUUUACUACAGGAUCCAAACUGUCAACUGAAAAUAUUGAGAUUUUUGGGUCCUGCGGCAGAUGAAGCCUGUCAGUUUGUGACUGGAGUUGUGGGUAAAAACCUGUUAUACCUGAGAAAGCUGAAUCUGAGUGGAUGUGAACUAGGAGACACACGAGUGAAUCAGAUCUCUGCUCUACUGCAGGAUAAACACUGUCAACUCAACAUAUUGAUUCUGUAUGAAUGUGGUAUCACAGAGAAACAGUGUCUCAUCCUGACUUCAGCUCUGAAAUCAAACCCAUCACACCUAAUAGAUCUGGACCUCAGUGGGAAUGAAAUAAAAAACACAGGAGUGAAUCACUUAUGUGACGUACUAAAGGAUUUACACUGUAAACUGGAGAAAUUGAGGUUAAGAUACUGUGAAAUGACAGAUGAAAGUUGUUCUGCUGUGACUUCAGCUCUGAAAUCAAACCCAUCACACCUGAGGGUGUUGGACCUGAGUGGGAAUAAACUAGGAGACUCUGGAGUGAAAAACCUCAGUGAUCUACUGAUGAACCCACAAUGCAAACUGGAAAUACUAGAUCUGUGUGAAUGCAGUAUUACAGAGAAACAGUGUCUCAUCCUGACUUCAGCUCUGAAAUCAAACCCAUCACACCUGAUAGAACUGGACCUGAGCUGGAAUGAACUAGGAGACUCUGGAGUGAAAAACCUCAGUGAUCUACUGAUGAACCCACAAUGCAAGCUGGAGAAACUGCAUCUGAGUAGAUGCAGUAUUACAGAGGAACAGUGUCUCAUCCUGACUUCAGCUCUGAAAUCAAACCCAUCACACCUGAGAGAGCUGAAACUCAGUAGGAAUCAAAUAAAAAACACAGGAGUGAAUCACUUAUGUGACGUACUGAAGGAUUCACACUGUAAACUGGAGAGAUUGAGGUUAAGCUGCUGUUAUAUGACAGAUGAGGGUUGUUCUGCUCUGACUUCAGCUCUGAAAUCAAACCCAUCACACCUAAAAGAGUUGAAUUUGAGUGGGAAUGAACUAGGAGACUCUGCGGUGAAAAAACUCUGUGAUCUACUCAUCCACCCACAAUUCAAGCUGGAGAAACUACACCUGUGUGAAUGCAGUAUUACAGAGAAACAGUGUCUCAUCCUGACUUCAGCUCUGAAAUCAAACCCAUCAUACUUGAGAGAGCUGGACCUCAGUAGGAAUGAACUAAAAAACACAGGAGUGAAUCACUUAUGUGAUAUACUAAAGGAUUCACAGUGUAAACUGGAGAGAUUGAGAUUAAGAGGCUGUGAUAUGACAGAUGAAGGUUGUUCUGCUGUGACUUCAGCUCUGAAAUCAAACCCAUCACACCUGAGAGAACUGGAGCUGAGUGAGAAUGAACUGGGAGACUCUGGAGUGAAAAACCUCAGUGAUCUACUGAUGAACCCACAAUGCAAGCUGGAAAUACUAGGUUUGAGUAAAUGCAGUAUUACAGAGAAACAGUGUCUCAUCCUGACUUCAGCUCUGAAAUCAAACCCAUCACACCUGAGAGAACUGAACCUCAGUGAGAAUCAACUAAGAGACUCUGGAGUUGAAACCCUUGGUGUUCUGUUGGGCAGUUCACAGUGCAAGCUGGAAAAACUACAUCUGUGUGGACUCAGUAUUACGGAGAAACAGUUUCUCAUCCUGACUUCAGCUCUGAAAUCAAACCCAUCACACCUGAGAGAACUGAACCUCAGUGAGAAUCAACUAGGAGACUCUGGAGCUGAAAACCUUGGUGUUCUGUUGGGCAGUUCACAAUGCAAGCUGGAAAAACUACAUCUGCGUGGAUGCAGUAUUACAGAGAAACAGCUUCUUAUCCUGACUUCAGCUUUGAAAUCAAACCCAUCACACCAAAGAGAGCUGGACUUCAGUGUGAAUCAAAUAAAAACCACAGGAGUGAAUCACAUAUGUGACAUACUGAAGGAUUCACACUGUAAACUGGAGAGAUUGGGACUUUCAGAUUGCAGUAUCACAGAAGAUGGUUAUAAUGCUCUGGCUUCAGCUCUGAGAUCAAACCCUUCACACCUGAUAGAGCUGGAUCUCACAGGAAAUGAUCCUGGACAAUCAGGAGUGAAGGAGCUCAGUGAUUUACUACAGAAUGAAAAAUAUUCACUGGCAGUACUGAGGUUUUUGGGUCCUGCUGCAGAUGAAGCCUGUCAGUAUGUGACUGGAAUUGUGGGUAAAAACCCAUUACUUCUGAGAGAACUGAAUCUGAGUGGACAUGAACUAGGAGACACACGAGUGAAUCAGAUCGCUGCUCUACUGCAGGAUAAACACUGUAAACUCAACACACUGAUUCUGUGUGGAUGCAGUAUUACAGAGGAACAGUGUCUCAUCCUGACUUCAGCUCUGUGUGCAAACCUUUCACACCUGAGAGAACUGAACCUCAGUAAAAAUAAAAUAGAAAACAAAGGAGUGAAGCACAUAUGUAACAUACUGAAUGAUUCACGCUGUAAACUGGAGAGACUGAGGUUAAGAGGCUGUGACAUGACAGAUGAAGGUUGUUCUGCUCUGACUUCAGCUCUGAAAUCAAACCCAUCACACCUGAGAGAACUGGACCUGAGUGAGAAUAAACUUGGAGACUCUGGAUUUGAAAACCUCAGUGAUCUACUGAUAAACCCACAAUGCAAGCUGGAAAUACUAGCACUGUGUAAAUGCAGUAUUCAAGAGAAGCAGUGUGUCUCCCUGACCUCAGCUCUGAAAUCAAACCCAUCACACCUGAGAAAACUGGACCUGAGUGGGAAUAACCUUAAACACACAAGAGUGAAAAAUUUUUAUGAUGUACUGAAGGAUUCACACUGUAAACUGGAGAGACUCAGGUUAAGGUCUUGUGGCAUAAAAGCUGAUGAUUGUUCAGCUCUGACUUCAGCUCUGAAAUCAAACCCAUCACACCUGAGAGAGCUGGACCUGAGUGGGAAUGAAAUAGGACAAUCAAGAAUGGCAAUACUCAGUGAUCUACUGAUGAACCCAGAAUGCAAGCUGGAAAAACUAGCUCUGUGUGGAUGCCGUAUUACAGAGAAACAGUGUCUCCUCCUGACUUCAGCUCUGUGUUCAAACCUUUCACACCUGAGAGAGCUGGACCUCAGUGGAAAUAAAAUAGAAAACAAAGGAGUCAAACAUUUAUGUAACAUACUGAAUCAUUCAUGCUGUAAACUGGAGAGACUGAGUCUAAAUGACUGUGGCAUUACAGAUGUUGCUGAUUUGGCCCAGUCUUUGGCUGAAAGAAAAGCACUGCAGUUUUUAAAGGAGCUUGAUCUAAGUAAAAAUAACAUUGGAAACUCCAAGAACCGGCUCAUUGGCGUGCUACAAGAUUCCAACUGUACCCUGAGCCUGGAGAAAGAACAUUCACGCUUGAGAGCUGGUGUAAACUACAUUAGUGGGUGGUUAAAGACCAGGUCAAGAGCUCAAAAUCCUUUGGAAUCAACAGAACAAGAACAGUCACUGUCAGAUGAGGAAUUCUCAGAAGGUGAAAUAGAGGAGGAUGAAGAAGCUAAUGAGCGCACAAAACAGGUGGAUUAGCAGGAUACAAGUCAAUAGUAUAAGGCCUUCAUCAUAAUUAUGUUUGGAUUAAAUUCAUCCAUAAUGAAGCAAUUAAAAUAUUGCUUAUGACUGUCACUUAAAUAUAUCAAAUUAUAUAAAAUGAAAGUCUAAAAUGAAGAUGAAAUUAUUGUGGGCUACAUGUACACAGAUUCAAAUCAGUCAUUUGCACUGAUUAGUAGUAGUCAUUUCUAUAGCUCAGUGGUCAUGUGUUAUUUCUUUAUACCAUAAUUUUAUUUUACAUUUACGUAUGUUUUACAUUACAUUUGUCUUGCAUUUUAUAUACAGAAUGUAUUUUUGUAAGUUCUGUGUGUGUCUCAUAAGAAAUGUCCCUGUACAUUGGGCACUUUGACUGUUAUAAGUGGUGUGGAAGAAUCUG
Messenger RNA from Labeo rohita (rohu), 12965 nucleotides. RefSeq lists its product as uncharacterized. NCBI's taxonomy places the organism in Eukaryota, Metazoa, Chordata, Actinopteri, Cypriniformes, Cyprinidae. The transcript is spliced from 66 exons. Gene Ontology annotation, molecular function: protein binding. Bases 308 to 12568 code for a protein of 4086 amino acids. The record is from RefSeq and is a predicted model, not a curated record.